Messenger RNA from Ipomoea nil (Japanese morning glory), 3785 nucleotides. RefSeq lists its product as uncharacterized. Gene Ontology annotation, cellular component: nucleus. The record is from RefSeq and is a predicted model, not a curated record. Gene Ontology annotation, biological process: mRNA processing; protein ubiquitination; ubiquitin-dependent protein catabolic process. Bases 835 to 3597 code for a protein of 920 amino acids. NCBI's taxonomy places the organism in Eukaryota, Viridiplantae, Streptophyta, Magnoliopsida, Solanales, Convolvulaceae. Gene Ontology annotation, molecular function: zinc ion binding; nucleic acid binding; ubiquitin protein ligase activity. The transcript is spliced from 15 exons.
UCUCUUCCUGGUUUGGGCCUACAACCUCAAAACCACAGGUUGAUGAAAUUCGAAACCGCGUAGGAAGUGGGAAGGGGAUUUUACUGCCCUCAGGCCUCAGUAUAACAAUAACAUGUAGUGCAGCCACCUGAAAAUUUUGUCCAACAGGAACUGAUAAAUCAUUCUCGUCUCUCUUCCUCAAUAUUCUCUAGGGUUUCGUUGCUCUCAUUUCGACGUUUACACGCCGGAGAUCGAAACCGAUCGGAUUUCUCCGAUCAGCUCAUUGUAUUGCGCGAUGAAUAUUUAUUUGUAGCGCCUCUACGGAGCUCGCUCGAGUUCGCGAUGUCGAUUUUUGAAGAACCAAAACGGUGCUUCCGGCGGUCGAUUCAAGGAUCGGUGUUUUCCUCGGUCUAGUCCGUUUGUGAAGGUUUGACUCGCUUACGUAACCGGCGACACAAUCGUGAAUCGCCUACCUUAAGGUCGGUUUCCCAAACUGGUUGGCGAGGCAACGCGGAGAUUUUUGGACUUCACUUCUGGUAGAUCCGCUUGAAAGAAUCUGUAUGUGGAUUGAUUUGAUUUGCCGCUGAGGCUUCACCGGCUUAAGAGCUACGAGAUUGAUCGGACUUUGCGGCAAUCUGUUCGUGUUGUCCGUUGCAGGGAUUUGGUUUGACUGAUCAUCUUGAGUUACUGAAGAAAAAAGGAGAAAUUAUUUUCAGAUUUUUUGUACUUAUUAUCAAUUUUUGGUUUGAGUUUAAUACCAGGCCUAUAUAUAUUUUUUCCUUUUUUAGGCCUUCCUUUGUUGUUUUAUUGUUGAUUUCCUGUUGAGGGGAAAAAGGAAUUUAAAGAAAAAAAAAUAUGGCCGUUUAUUUUAAAUUUAAAAGUGCAAAGGAUUAUGAUUCAAUUCCAAUUGACAGUCAUUUUAUUGCUGUUGGAAAUUUGAAAGAAAAAAUAUUCGAAUCCAAGCAUUUGGGCAGGGGUACAGAUUUUGACCUAGUUGUCACCAACGCCCAGACUAAUGAAGGUUGGUUAGCUUUCAUCAAUGAAUACCUUGAUGAAGAUACAUUGAUUCCAAAAAAUACUAGUGUGUUGAUUCGCCGAGUUCCUGGCCGACCUCGCAUGCCUAUAGUUACUGCACCGAUUACUGAACUAGAAGAGACUGUUGUCGAAAAUAAGCUUGAGGAGGAUCAAACAGUAAAAGUUGGUUUUGUGGGAGUAGAGACUUCUGCUGCUAAAUAUCCUGAAGACUUGGAGUGGGAUGAAUUUGGGACUGAUUUGUAUGCAACUCCUGAAGUUAUGACUGUUCAGUCAAGUAAUCCUGUGCAAGAGGUUUCCCCUCCAAGCAAAGCUGAUGAGGAGAGCAAAAUUAAGGCUUUAAUCGACACACCAGCCUUGGAUUGGCAGAGUCAAUCUGCUGAUGGAUUUGGUGCUGGUAGAGGUUAUGGACGUGGUCCGGGUGGGCGAAUGAUGGGUGGGCGUGGUUUUGGUCGAGGUGGAUUUGAGCGGAAAACACCACCACCUGGUUAUGUAUGUUAUAGGUGCAAGGUGGCUGGGCAUUUUAUUCAACAUUGUCCAACAAAUGGUGACCCAAAUUUUGACAUUAAGAGGGUGAAGCCUCCAACUGGUAUUCCAAAAUCUAUGUUAAUGGCUACUCCAGAUGGGUCAUAUGCAUUACCUAGUGGUGCUAAUGCCGUUUUGAAGCCAAAUGAGGCUGCCUUUGAAAGGGCUGUUGAGGCUAUGCCUUCUACGCGUUUAGUGGGUGAACUUCCCCCGGAACUUCAUUGUCCUUUGUGUAAAGAAGUGAUGAAAGAUGCAGUGCUUACAAGCAAAUGUUGUUUUAAUAGUUUCUGUGACAAAUGUGUAAGGGAUUAUAUCAUUUCCAAGUCCAUGUGUGUGUGUGGGGCCACGAACAUACUUGCAGAUGACCUCUUGCCCAAUAAGACACUUAGAGACACCAUCAACCGAAUUCUGGAGUCCAAUAACAGCAGUGAACACAGGGGUAGUGCCCUUCAUGUUCAAGAUAUGGAGUCAGCUCGCAAUCCUAUGCCUAAGAAUCCAUCUCCUUCACAAUCUGCAGCUUCAAGGGGAGAGAAAGUUCCCCAACCACUUCCUCAGAAAGAAGAGACUUCUAGGGUACCGGAGACUGCAGGAGAAACUUCAAAGGCAGACAAAAUAUCCCAGCCACUUCCCCAGAAGGAAGAGACUCUAAGGGCACCAGAGAAAGUGGAAGAAGUUAAAUUGGAAACUGCUCCACUGCAAUUGUUGGAGAAAGGAAAGAUGCCAAAAAUGGGGGAUAUUUCUGAACCUACACAUGAGUCAUUUAGCUUGAAGGAACCAGCUUCUCAGGGAAGUGCUCUGCCUGUUGAUGAAGAAGUGCAGCAGAAGCCAGCUGCUGCGGCUGCAGCUGACGCAGCAAAAAGGAAGAAAAAGAGAAAACCACGUAUGCCUUUUCCUGCAUCAGAGAUGCAGUGGAGGCCACCCAUGGACCUUGCUGCAGAGAAUUAUAUGAUGCCUAUGGGUCCUGGCUAUAAUCCAUAUUGGACAGGCAUGCAACCUGGAAUGGAAGGAUUUGGAGGCCCCUUUCCGGCUCCAAUGCCAUAUAUGAAUUAUGGAAUGGAAGGAUUUGGAGGCCCCUUUCCGGCUCCAUUUGGUCAUAUGAUGCCACAGGAUCCUUUUGGAGGACAGGGUUGCAUGUUACCUUUUGUUCCCCCACAGAGGGAUCUUGCUAACUUUGGGACGGGUUUUGAUGCUGGGCCUCCAAUGAUGAGUAGAGAAGCAUUUGAAGCUAGAAAGUCUGGUUUGAAGAGGAAGCAUGAGAAUGAGAGACAUGGAGAGAGGGAACCAAGGGAUGGUAGGGAAUUUUCUAGAGAAGUUGGAAGCAGCUGUGACAUUUCGUCAAAGAAACCCAAAUCUAACUCGCAGAGGCCUCUCCCACCGCCAAGCUCCUCCGAUCAUCAUCUGCGCCACCGUUCAGAGAGGCCAUCCCCAGACCGCCGUUCUCGUGACCCUGAACUUCCCCGCCCCUCCAAGAAAAAGUAUGAUGAUUAUGAAGACUAUCACCGACGGGAUAGAGACUACCAGGAUGACCGCCAUCGCCGGCGUGAGACUCGCGACCACCAUGAGCGCGAGCGCGACCUCGACCGCCACGGCCGUUCAAAGCCAUCCUCAACCUCUGCUAGACCACCCUCCGGCGGCGCUCCAGCUGAACCCCCAACGGCAGCAUCCAAAGAAUCCGCGGCGGACAAAAAGAAUAAAGCGAGUGUGUUCUCCCGCAUUAGCUUCCCCGAGGGGGAGGCGGCGAAGAAACAGAAAAGUUCAUCCUCCACGGAAGCGCCGCCGGCUAGUGGUUCCCUUAGCCAGCGCGGCGGAGGAGGACCUACUGUUGUCGAACAGCAUAAGGCAUCAUCUGGUGUAAGGAAGAGUGGCACUGCUGGUGAUGACUACGAGAGCAGCGACGACGAACGCCAUUUCAAGAGACGGCCGUCAAGGUAUGAGUCGCCGCCGCCUCCGCGGGCUGAGUUUGAGGAAGAAGCAACGGCUCGACAUUCAAAAGGGUGGAGGGAGAGAGACCGAGACCGGGAGCGCGAGCACCGGAGCAGUUAUAGCAACAAGCACAAGUAGCUUAGGAGGAGGAAUGGCUAAUUCGAUCUUCUUGUUUGACAAACUCAGAUAAGAAAUUAGACUAUUUUAGUAUAUUAGUUUUUUGGUGUUCGGAGAAUUGACUGAAAUAAGAAAUUGAAAUUUGUAGUAAAAAAUUAGAUUUUUUUUUUUUUUUUUUUGACAAAUCUAGGCGAAAAGCUUUUAGGAAA